UCACUAUUUAUUUUCCAACACCAUACCAAUAUUCUAAUUUAUCCUCGUCACUGCCAGUACUUUCCCACUUACUUUCCGAUCCACCUUCUCUUCCAGAGACUGGACUCCAUCUCCUCUGCCAUCCAUGGCGUCUGCAAGCUCUCUCGAAGCGAUCUCCUCCCUCCAUUUCUCCAACUCGAUCAGGUCUCCUCCUCCAUCUUCUCAAGCUCAAAGACUGUUGGGCUUCAGUCUCUCUCGCUCCUUCCCAACCCUUAAAUCCGCAUCGACCAAGCAAUCCCUUUCAACCCCCAGAAACUUCACCACCUCAGCUUUCUUCGGCAAGAAGAAGGAACCAGCUGACUCUGAUUCUUCACGACCCACAAAAGUUCAAGAACUGAAUGUGUACGAGAUCAAUGAGAGAGACAGAGGCAGCCCAGCAUACCUAAGACUGAGCAAGAAAGAAGUCAACUCCCUCGGCGACCUCGUCCCCUUCAGCAACAAGAUCUACUCCGGCGACCUGGAAAAACGUCUUGGAAUCACAGCAGGCCUGUGCGUUUUGAUCCAAAACUUUCCCGAGAAAAAAGGAGACAGGUACGAGGCAAUCUACAGCUUCUACUUCGGAGACUACGGCCACAUUUCAGUUCAGGGAGCUUAUCUGACCUACGAGGACACGUACAUGGCCGUGACCGGUGGAUCUGGGAUCUUCGAGGGAGUGUACGGACAAGUCAAGGUGAAGCAGAUUGUGUUUCCCAUCAAGCUGUUUUACACGUUUUAUUUGAAGGGCAUUAAGGAUUUGCCGGUUGAGCUUACCGGGAAGCCGGUCGCUCCGUCUCCCAGCGUCGAGCCGUCGGCAGCCGCCAAGGCCACUGAGCCCAGUGCCACCAUCAAAAACUUUACCAACUGAUCAACCACGGUGGUUGUGGAAUUUGCCAAAAAAAGGAAGCAGAGGACGAGUUAGUGGCGGUGGACUUUCUGCUGUAAUCUCACAUUGUCUUUACCAACCUCGGUUUUCACCUAGUCAUGUUUUUUCACUCUCUUUAUUUACCUUUUUUUCCCCUAUCUAUUGUGUUCAUGUUUUGUAAUCCUAUAUUAGUUUAAAGCAUUUCCGAGUAUGUAUUCAACUAAUAAUUUUCAGACACUUUUUGUCUAUUGCA
This is a messenger RNA of Malus domestica (apple), 1133 nucleotides long. RefSeq names its product allene oxide cyclase, chloroplastic. NCBI's taxonomy places the organism in Eukaryota, Viridiplantae, Streptophyta, Magnoliopsida, Rosales, Rosaceae. Gene Ontology annotation, biological process: jasmonic acid biosynthetic process. The record is from RefSeq and is a predicted model, not a curated record. Gene Ontology annotation, molecular function: allene-oxide cyclase activity.